This is a messenger RNA of Lineus longissimus, 949 nucleotides long. RefSeq lists its product as uncharacterized. Gene Ontology annotation, biological process: immune response. NCBI's taxonomy places the organism in Eukaryota, Metazoa, Nemertea, Pilidiophora, Heteronemertea, Lineidae. The record is from RefSeq and is a predicted model, not a curated record. The transcript is spliced from 4 exons. Bases 79 to 540 code for a protein of 153 amino acids. Gene Ontology annotation, molecular function: tumor necrosis factor receptor binding. Gene Ontology annotation, cellular component: membrane.
UCACGCAUUGGCCACUUUGUUGGUUCAAGUAAAAUUGGUAACUGUAAUUCGAAAUUCUGGGGUGCUAGAAAGUAUGUUAUGGGUACGCGAACUGGUAUCAUCUGUGCCUGGAGUUAUGCAACGUGGAUGAAGAAUGCGUCCAGGAAUCUGUAUAAACUUUACUCAAACGGCACGGUCAGGGUUAAAGAUGAAGGCAUGUACUACGUGUAUGGCCAGCUCAUCGUUUACGAUAUCAAACCGACGGCAAGUGUGGGUCUCAAGGUCAGGGACCCCCGUAUGGGGAAUAGCACCAGAUUUGUUGAAAGAGAACUGACCAAGUGCAUCGAGACCGCGGGCUAUCUCAUUGGGGAGGGUGGGGUCAUCGCGGACAAGUCCGGGUCGUUCCGGACCUGCAACAUGGGCUCCCUGACAGAGCUGUACGAGGGAUCGGAGGUGUUCAUCUUCGUUCAUGUUGGAGAGGCAAGUAAUGGGGAGAAGAUUCCUGUUAAGACUUUUCAUAACGUGACAACUGCAUUCUUUGGCAUGAUCAAGUACACAUAAAUCGUUUAAUUUGACAUGUGGCCUUUUCGUUCACAGGAUGGAUGGUUCUUUUACGCGUAUCGUUAAAUACUCGGAAAAUAUGCAAUGUAUAGGUCAUUUGAAUAACUUAGUAGUUCAAUAUUAAAUUACAUCAAAAUGCCUUAAUGUGUCACCGGUGACUGAAUUGGUCGAUGAUCACUUCAAACUUAACAUCGAAGUGAUUUUGACCUCUUUUGACUGCUUUCGUCAUUUUUGCUCCGAACCGAGAGGAAAUAGUGGUCUCGCCAUAGCCUCUAUAUAGCCAAAACAAGGCUUAAACAUUAUCCGUCCUCUAUCUAUACGUGUAGCCAAAGUGUUCAGUUCUGUUAUGUAUGUAAAUGCUUUAUAAAAGUAACUUUAUCUGUAUAAGUACAAUGCAAUAUUAAUUAAA